Messenger RNA from Labeo rohita (rohu), 8061 nucleotides. RefSeq names its product chromodomain helicase DNA binding protein 3 (gene chd3). The record is from RefSeq and is a predicted model, not a curated record. Lineage: Eukaryota; Metazoa; Chordata; Actinopteri; Cypriniformes; Cyprinidae. Gene Ontology annotation, molecular function: chromatin binding; ATP-dependent chromatin remodeler activity; ATP hydrolysis activity. Gene Ontology annotation, biological process: chromatin remodeling; negative regulation of transcription by RNA polymerase II. Gene Ontology annotation, cellular component: nucleus; NuRD complex; chromatin.
GAGGAAGAUGAGGGCACGGCGGUUAAUUCCGAGGGAGGAGAUUUUGAUGAAGAAGAAGAAGACGACGGAGACCUGGACGAGAACGCAAGCGACAUAAACUCGCCGGCGGCGCCUAGAGAAACUGCAGCAAGAGCCGCGCCAGAUGAUGGAGACGACAUUACUGAGACAUCGGACAGGGACAACCUGGGGAAAAAGAAACGAGGCCCCUAAAAAAAAGAAAGAGACGAAAAAGAAAGACAAGGACAAGGAGGGAAAGAUGGCCAAAGCACGCAAGCGCAAAAAAAUAGAGAGUGACGUAGAAAGAGACUCAGAGCCGGAGUAUGCCAUGAACUCUGACAGUGCUGCCAGCGAUUAUGGAGGAGAGAAGAAAAAGAAGAAGAAACACAAGGACAAAAAAAGAGAAGAAAACCAAGAAAAAGAAGAAAGAGGAUGACGAUAGCACACACGAAGAGACCACAAAGCCAGUAGAGAUGAAAACGUCGGCCCAGCUGGCUAGAGAGUGGGGACUGGAGGAUGUCGAUCACACAUUCACAGAAGAAGAUUACCGCACACUAACCAACUACAAAGCCUUCAGCCAGUUCAUGAGACCCAUGAUUGCUAAGAAGAACCCUAAAAUCCCCAUGUCUAAGAUGAUGACCAUUCUGGGGGCCAAAUGGAGGGAGUUCAGCUCCAAUAAUCCAUUCAAAGGCUCGGCAGCAGCCGUCGCUGCCGCUGCAGCCGCCGCCGCAGCCGCCGUUGCUGAGCAGGUCUCCGCAGCAACGCCUCCCCCUGAACCUCCACCUCAGCCACCGCCACUUCGCAAGGCCAAGACCAAAGAGGGCAAAGGCCCUGGCUACAAGAAACGCAGUAAGAGUCCUCGUGUUUCUGAUAAGAAGAAGCCAAAACCCAAGAAAAUGGCUCCUUUGCGUAUUAAACUGGGAACGCUUGGUAACAAGAGGAAGAAGAGCAGUUCGAGUGAGGAGGUGGACGAGGACGAUUCUGAGCAGGAGAACUCCAGCGUUCACAGUUCUUCCGUCCGCUCUGACAGCUCGGGACGGGUCAAGAAGAACAAAAGGGGUCGCCCGGCAAAGAAGAAGAAAAAGGUUUCUCUCUCAGCACUGGGUGAUGAGGAUGGCGAUGGCUAUGAGACUGACCAUCAGGACUACUGCGAGGUGUGCCAGCAGGGAGGAGAGAUCAUUCUGUGUGAUACCUGUCCUCGAGCGUACCACCUGGUGUGCCUUGAGCCUGAGCUUGAGAAAGCCCCCGAGGGCAAGUGGAGCUGCCCUCACUGCGAGAAAGAGGGGAUCCAGUGGGAAGCGAAGGAAGAAGACUUUGAGGACUUUGAAGAGGAGUGUGACGAUGUCCGGGAUGUGGAGCCAGGGCUGGGUGGAGAGGAAGAAGAGGAUGAUCACAUGGAGUUCUGUCGCGUGUGUAAAGAUGGAGGAGAGCUGCUGUGUUGUGACUCCUGCCCGUCAUCUUAUCACAUUCACUGCCUGAACCCCCCACUGCCCGAGAUCCCCAACGGAGAGUGGCUCUGUCCACGCUGCACUUGUCCACCAAUCAAAGGGCGAGUGCAAAAAAUUCUGCACUGGCGAUGGGGUGAUCCCCCACCCCCUGUUCCUGUCCCUCCACCCCCAGACGCACCCCCUGAUGCACCGCCCCCUCCGCCUAUGAAGGGCCGUCCAGAGAGAGAGUUCUUUGUGAAGCUAGCAGCACAGUCCUACUGGCACUGCACCUGGAUCACAGAGCUACAGCUCGAGAUCUUCCACUCCGUGAUGUUCCGGAACUAUCAAAGGAAAACGGACAUGGACGAGCCGCCCAGUCUGGACUAUGGCUCUGGGGGAGAGGAGGAUUCUGGGAAGAGUGAGAAGCGGAGGGCCAAAGACCCUCAAUAUGCCAUUCUGGAGGAGAAGUACUACCGAUAUGGCAUCAAACCUGAGUGGAUGAUGGUGCACAGGAUAAUCAAUCACAGCAUGGAUAAGAAGGGCAACUACCACUACCUGGUUAAAUGGAGAGAUCUGACCUAUGACCAGUGCACCUGGGAGAGAGAUGAGCUGGACAUCCCCGAGUUCGGUGGGCACAAAGCGGCGUACUGGAGACACAGGGAAGAAGUGAUGAAGGAAGACCCAGAAAAGCCAAGGAAGAUGAGGAGGAGAGAGGAGAAUGAUGAUGCUCCAAGCACACCUGUUAAUGAUCCUACAAUCAAGUAUGAGGAGCAGCCAGACUUUGUGACAGAGACAGGAGGGACGCUGCACCUCUAUCAGCUGGAAGGGCUGAACUGGCUGCGGUUCUCCUGGGCGCAGGGAACAGACACCAUCCUGGCUGAUGAAAUGGGCUUGGGCAAGACCAUCCAGACUAUUGUUUUUCUCUACUCACUCUUUAAAGAGGGACACACUAAAGGGCCAUUCCUGGUGAGCGCUCCGCUGUCCACAAUCAUUAACUGGGAGAGGGAGUUUGAGAUGUGGGCUCCUGACUUCUACGUUGUCACUUACACCGGAGACAAGGACAGCCGGGCCAUCAUCCGUGAGAAUGAGUUCACCUUUGACGACACGGCGGUGAAGGGAGGAAAGAAAGCCUUCAAAUUACGGAGAGAAGCGCCCAUUAAGUUCCACGUGUUGUUGACCUCCUAUGAGCUUGUGACCAUAGACCAGAAUGUUCUCAAGUCCAUUGACUGGGCAUGUCUUGUUGUGGAUGAAGCCCACCGGCUCAAAAACAACCAGUCCAAGUUCUUCAGGAGACUCAACGACUACAAGAUAGACCAUAAGCUGCUGCUAACAGGAACUCCACUCCAGAACAACCUGGAAGAACUUUUCCACCUUCUCAACUUCCUGACGCCUAACCGCUUCAAUAAUCUAGAGGGUUUUCUAGAGGAGUUUGCAGACAUCUCUAAAGAGGACCAGAUUAAGAAACUGCACGACCUGCUCGGCCCACACAUGCUCCGGAGACUCAAAGCUGAUGUGUUUAAGAACAUGCCGGCCAAAACUGAGCUGAUCGUCCGAGUGGAGCUUAGCCCCAUGCAGAAAAAAUACUACAAGUUCAUUCUGACGCGUAAUUUCGAGGCGCUGAAUUCUAAAGGAGGAGGGAACCAAGUGUCUCUGCUCAACAUUAUGAUGGACCUAAAAAAGUGCUGCAACCACCCCUACCUCUUCCCCGUCGCUUCUGCCGAAGCUCCUAAAACACCAAGUGGAGCAUAUGAAGGAGCAGGUCUCACUAAGGCUUCUGGGAAACUCAUGCUGCUGCAGAAAAUGCUCAGAAAACUGAAAGAGCAAGGCCACAGAGUGCUAGUGUUCUCUCAGAUGACCAAGAUGCUGGAUUUGCUGGAGGAUUUCCUGGAUUAUGAGGGUUAUAAAUAUGAGCGGAUUGAUGGAGGCAUCACUGGAGCUCUCCGACAGGAAGCCAUUGACAGAUUUAAUGCUCCUGGUGCAUGUCAGUUUUGUUUUCUUCUCUCUACACGAGCGGGCGGUCUGGGAAUCAACUUGGCCACCGCGGACACAGUCAUCAUCUUUGACUCUGACUGGAAUCCUCACAAUGACAUUCAGGCCUUCAGCCGAGCUCAUCGGAUUGGUCAGGCUAAUAAAGUGAUGAUAUAUCGGUUCGUGACUCGGGCCUCGGUGGAGGAACGAAUCACUCAGGUGGCCAAAAGAAAGAUGAUGCUCACACACCUGGUGGUGCGGCCUGGUCUGGGAUCAAAAGCCGGAUCCAUGUCUAAACAAGAGCUGGAUGACAUCCUCAAGUUUGGCACUGAGGAGCUUUUUAAGGAUGAGAUUGAGGGGGACAAUAAGGAUGAUGACAGCAGCGUCAUUCACUACGACAAUGCCGCCAUCGAGCGUUUGCUAGACCGCAGCCAGGACGCCACAGAUGACUCUGACAUGCAGAACAUGAACGAGUAUCUGAGCUCCUUCAAGGUGGCCCAGUACACCGUCAGAGAAGAUGACAAGAUAGAGGAGAUAGAGAGAGAGAUCAUUAAGCAGGAAGAGAAUGUGGAUCCUGAUUACUGGGAGAAACUCUUAAGGCACCACUACGAACAGCAGCAGGAAGAUCUGGCCCGAAAUCUCGGCAAAGGAAAGAGAGUCCGCAAACAGGUCAACUACAAUGACGCAGCACAGGAGGACCAAGAGUGGCAUGCUGACAUUUCAGAUAACCAAUCAGAAUACUCCGUGGGCUCAGAGGAGGAAGAUGAGGACUUUGAUGAGAGACCUGAGGGUCGCAGACAGUCACGCAGGCAGCUCCGAAACGAGAAGGAUAAACCACUGCCACCCCUGUUGGCCAGAGUUGGCGGCAACAUCGAGGUAUUGGGCUUUAAUACGCGCCAGAGAAAAGCCUUCCUGAAUGCUAUCAUGAGAUGGGGGAUGCCAGCUCAGGACGCCUUCUCCUCUCAGUGGCUCGUGCGAGACCUCCGUGGCAAGAGUGAAAAAGAGUUCAAGGCGUACGUGUCGCUCUUCAUGAGGCACCUCUGUGAGCCGGUGGCUGACGGUUCAGAGACAUUCGCUGACGGUGUGCCGCGCGAGGGGCUCUGCAGGCAGCCGGUUCUCACACGCAUAGGGGUCAUGUCUCUUGUAAAGAAGAAGGUGCAAGAGUUUGAGCACAUUAACGGGAAAUGGAGCAUGCCUGAACUCAAGCCAGAGAUUACUGUGGACUCCAAGAAAUCGUCAAGAGCUUCUUCACCUGCCAUUAAGACAGACACUCCCACACCUGAAAUGAGCUGCAACAACACACCGUGCACCUCCAAACCAGCCACUCCCUCUCCACCUGACAAGAUAGAAAAGGGCUUGAAAGAGGUUGAAAAAGACGAGUGUGAAUCCCUGACAGAACCAGAAAGAGAGAGAGAGAAGGAAAAAGCAAAAGAAGGAAAGGAGGGGGAGAGUGUGGAAAGCGCAGAACAAGGAGAGACGUCCACCACAGUUAAAGAGGGUGAAAAAGAUCCUGUAACCACCAGUGAAAAAGCUCAGACAUCUGAAAGUCCAACAAAAGCUUCUGACGACUCAAAAACAAAAGAAAGCCUUGCCAUCUCUCAAUCUUCUCCGAAAGAAAAGAGUGAGAAAGAAAAACAAGAGGAGGAGAGUGCUGAAAAAGAGGCCUCCCUGGAGAAAACAUCAGAUUCUCCAUCUGUUAAAGACGAGAGCAGAGAGGCUUUGAAAGGGGACAAGGGAGAGAAAAGAGAGAAGACUGGAGAAGAAAAGGAGAAGAGUGAAGGGUCAUCACCUCCCACAGAAACAACAGAAAAGAAAGAGAAAUUAGAUCAAUCUUCUGAUGUCAAAAAAGAGGAGGUAAAGGGUGAAAAGGAUGCUGUGAAGGAGGUAAGAGGGCAGAGGGAGGAGGUGCCCAAAGGUAACGGCAAACCCAUAGAGCGCCCACGGUUUAUGUUCAACAUCGCAGAUGGAGGAUUCACAGAGCUCCACACGCUUUGGCAGAACGAGGAGCGGGCGGCCAUUUCAUCAGGCAAGAUCAAUGAGAUCUGGCACCGGCGACACGACUUCUGGCUGCUGGCAGGCAUCGUGUGCCACGGCUAUGCACGGUGGCAGGACAUUCAGAACGACCCGCAGUUCGCCAUCGUAAACGAACCUUUCAAAACUCAAGCCAACAAGGGAAACUUCUUAGAGAUGAAAAACAAGUUCCUGGCCAGGCGGUUUAAGUUGCUAGAGCAGGCCCUGGUGAUAGAGGAGCAAUUGCGUCGGGCUGCAUACCUCAACAUGACCCAGGACCCCACUCACCCGGCCAUGGCCCUGAAUGCUCGCUUUGCUGAGGUUGAAUGUCUAGCCGAGUCCCAUCAACAUCUCAGCAAGGAAUCGCUCGCAGGAAACAAACCUGCCAAUGCUGUCUUGCAUAAGGUUCUUAACCAGCUGGAAGAGCUUUUGAGUGACAUGAAGGCAGAUGUAAUGCGGCUCCCAGCCACUCUCUCUAGAGUCCCACCGAUCACAGCCCGCCUGCAGAUGUCAGAGAGAAGCAUCCUCAGCAGACUGGCCAACAAAGGCAAUGAGACACACACACCACCGCCUAUUCCUCCAGGCCCAUACGCCACCCCGCAAAAUUUUGGCCCUCCCUUCACACCUGCACCUUCAGCGGCUCUCACUCUGGCUGGGGCCAACUACAGCCAGAUGCCCCCUGGCGCUUUCAUAUCAGAAGCUUCAUCCUGCCUGAAGACCAAGGAACAUGACGUGCUGCAGCGCCAGAGGGUGGUGGACCUGUGGAAGGACGGCAAGUCGGAAGGGUCAAUCGGGCAGGAGCUUCGCAUGCCCAAAUCCACCGUGCACAGCAUCAUCGUCAAGUAUCGCCUCAGCAACACGGUGGAGAACCUGCCGCGCAACGGACGGCCCAAAAAACCGUGACCUGAAAGAGACAAAGUGACCGUAGAACGUGAGGGGGAAAGAGGCUAGAAAAAAGAAAAAAAAACAAUAAAUUAGGAAUGAAUUAGUAUGGGCGGGAACAAAGAAGUGGGAAUGUCUGAAAAUAUAAGAUCCUCUUCAGGCGAAAUGCUUAAUAAUAGACAAAACGAGCAAAUGCGAAAGGGAGAAAUGAAGUAGGGAAAAGGGAGCUGAAACAAGAGCCGUAUGGACGACAAAAACACAGACCUCUUCUUCCACUUCUGCCCUUUCCAGCACUUUUUUUUUCUCUCUCUGUAUCUCUCCUCCACUCUCACUCUCUCUCCCCUUGCCCCCUCCGUUCCCUUUCUUUCAUCUGUCCGUCCGAGAGAAGUCCCAGCAGAUUAAUUUUUCAUUUGGCCGAAGGAGCGAGAGUGCUCGUUUAAGUGCUCGAAACCUUCCCUCCCUAAUUCCACCACAAAUCACUAUUUCUCUGCAUCCCUUUAUACAGUAUCUCUCUUUCUUUUAUCAUUUAUCCGCUCUCCUGCUCUCUUUCUCUCUCACACGCACAUGCAGCCUCGCAAUGUCAGAAGUGAAGGAUUCCAAAGACGGCAGUUUUUCCAAAAUACCACAAGCUUGUUUUCUGUCAUUAAAACCCCUGACCCAAUCAAAACUGUUUUGGAACUGAGGCACAGUGGAGUGGAACUAUCAUUUUCCUGGAAACUGCGGACCUCUCAAAAAACUCUCCAGCCACGGACUCUCUGCGUCGCUAAACCAGGACUGUGAAAUGUUAAAAUGGCACGAAAUCACUUCAUAUACAUAAGCAUGAAGACCUUUCAUCGCAGCAACCUGUCCCUGUAGCGUGAUGCAGGCGGAUAUACAUCUGCACCUGAUCUAAGAUCAGCUGUAUGAUUUUCCAAAAGCCAACUUAUCAAAGGAAUGCUCUGAUCCUGGGUCAGAAGACCCUCAUGCUGAGCGUGCAACCUGUCCAACCAAAUUCCUGCGCUGUGCUAGAGCCAGAUUCAAUCCCCAGCAGGACGUUUACACAGUACACGACUGUUGUAUGAGAACUCCCUGCAUUCUACAAAAAUGCAUAAACACACCCACAUGUGCACACUCACGCACGCUCGAGAGCCACUUAAGUAGCUCUGUAUUUUCCACCACAUGGUGUGUUUUAUUGUAGUUGAGUGAGUGUGCGUAUGCGUGCGUGGUCUUGCAGUAGCAAUGAACUGAAGCUAAUUGUCCGUGUGUUUGUGCUUGGUUGGGGUUGAUAUUGUACAAGUGAAGAUUCAGGGCUGCUGGUGUGUGGCUUCUUCUGUGUGAGUGAUUAAUUGUGUGAGUGUGCUGGUUGUUUGAAUAGGCUGGGUCACUGAGGCCGGCUGCCAUCUCUGCAUGUUUUUCUGGUUUACUGAGACGUAGAGAGGCUGAGACUUGAGGCAGAAGAAAAACUUGGUGCCCUCAGAUAAUGUUUGGUCAGAGAAAGAUGAAUGAAAGGCAGACAGUCUGAGAGAUCAGAAUAACAGUUUCAUGGGCGACUAGUGGAUGUUUUGAUAAGCGAUUAAUGUGUUGAUUAUUUCUUUAAUUAAUCAGGAUGAAAAAGGCAUAUUUAUUUUCUGUGUUUUAUAAAAGCAAGUUAACCAACAUGUUGCCCAACAUGUUCUCUUCCAAACUGAACUGCAAAUUGAAGGCUAUAAAACAAAUAUACACUACCGGUCAAAAGUUUGUGAACAGUAAGAUUAAUAAUGUUUUUUUAAAGAAGUCCCUUCUGCUCACCAAGCCUGCA